AUGGGUAAUUGUUGGGGUGGCGUUUUUCACCGGCGUAGGUCGCGGCGACAUAUAGUUUUAUUGCUAAUAGGUUUAGACAACGCGGGUAAAACUAAAACUGCGAAUAAUCUAGCCGGGGAGAUCGAUGAUAAAGUUUUGCCCACUGUUGGGUUUAAAGCUGUGAAUUUAGUACACAAGGACACUCCUGUGACGAUAUACGAUUUAGGUGGUGGGCCAAAUUUUAGACAAAUCUGGUCUCAGUACUACAGCGAGGUGCACGGCGUAAUAUUCGUUAUCGAUUCUAGCGAUUUUUCACGCCUGGACGAGUGCAGAAUGGUUUUAGAGGAGGUUUUAUCACACGAUAAAAUAUCAGGUAAACCAGUGCUGGUGCUAGCAAACAAACAAGACAAGACUGGUGCUCUAGACGACAUCGAUGUUGUAGAGAAGCUUAACAUUGAACCGUUGGUAAACAAAUACAGAUGUCCCACCCUAGUCGAAUCUUACACUGCCCAAGUUAUGAAUAAGACUAAAAAGCCAAAAAUCGACCCGGGUCUUCGUAAAGGAUAUCAAUGGUUGCUAAACUACAUCGUGAAGCGUUACGGUGACAUCAAUUUACGCGUGCAAACAGACAUACACGCCGAUCUAGAAAGACGGAAGCGGAUGAUGAAUAAGGCUUCCAAUAGAGCUUCUCAAACAUUCACAGCCGUCAGCGAUGAUAUAGCAACGCAGACCGGCUUCGAGAACCCUAACUUUGAUCCUAAAGUCAUAUCGGAAAGGGAGAAAGAAUUAGAGCGAGGGGUCAUCGUAGUUAAACCGAUAACGACAAGUGUCGACACCACUAUGACAAUAGAAAGCGUCGAUACAGACAAUACUAGUGCCAAACCCAAGUUAUCCCCACUAUUCGGUAGAGCCAGCAAUAGCUCCACAGUCACAGAGACAGUCAAAAUAGAGCUGGAGGCCAGAAACGAAUUUAGAAAACUAUCCCCCAUCGUGAGGCAUAAGAACGGGAGUCAAAAUAAUAAUAUAGACUUUGGCAAUCGUCCGCAGUCAAGCCCCACUUUUAAGAAUAAGACUGAUUCAAGUAAAACCUCUUCACUUCAUGACGAAGAAGUGAAGGAGGUGCACGAGUACGUGAGGUACACAGACGGACGUCAAACGUGGGACGGUGGACUGGAGCGGAAGCAUCGUGUACUGGUCAACGACGUGGAACUGUCACAUAUGCACAGGGAAAUUGUAUUGACUGAUCGAGCGGAGUUGGGCAGCAAGACGGCCUCGUCGGAGGUGAUCCUGCAGGCGUCGACGCUGCCGUCGACGCUGCAUCCGCCGCUGAGCGCGCGCCCCGCCUCCGCCUCGCGCCUGCUGCGCCGGCAGCUGGAGCUGCCCGCCACGCACAAGCGGAGGUUGAGUCUCAGAUACGUGCACCGAAACAAGACCAGUCCGGAGCGUAUUUCCAUGAUGGUAUACGAGCCCAAGGCGCCGCAGCGGCAUCUGGACAAAGGAGACUUCGAGCACACCGCCGUUAAUUAG
Molecule: messenger RNA, 1506 nt
Organism: Diatraea saccharalis (sugarcane borer)
Lineage: Eukaryota; Metazoa; Arthropoda; Insecta; Lepidoptera; Crambidae
Source: the annotation of a GenBank genome assembly